Messenger RNA from Misgurnus anguillicaudatus (oriental weatherfish), 2476 nucleotides. It is a transcript of the gene tnfrsf9a, whose product is annotated as tumor necrosis factor receptor superfamily, member 9a. NCBI's taxonomy places the organism in Eukaryota, Metazoa, Chordata, Actinopteri, Cypriniformes, Cobitidae. Gene Ontology annotation, biological process: regulation of cell population proliferation. The record is from RefSeq and is a predicted model, not a curated record. Gene Ontology annotation, molecular function: signaling receptor activity; protein binding.
ACAGAAGAAGUAGCAUUACAAACGCCAUUCCAGGAAAUGUCUACACAUGAAUAUUUAUAUCGCCGUUCUACAAAUUGUUUCAGGUAUUUUCAUGAUAAUAAAGAAUAUUUUGAAUGAUUUUUAUCUACCGAGUGUUGCUUUUUUAAAUGCACGUUAUAAACGACCCCGAAUCAUAAUGAUUUUAGAUUGAUAAGGACUUCCUACUGACCAAAUGCCGUAGUACACGCACAAGCUGUGCAUGAAACAAAGAAUCGCAGCCUUGCGAUUCAGAAUCAAUUUCAGACUGGCAUUUUUAAUGGGACACGCGAAUUAAUCGUUAAAUCCCUACAGUUUGCCCAACGUUCCGUGGGCGUGACGUCUGAGGCAAGGCUCGCCUCGCCUGAAAUUUACACGGGAUCAGGCAGCUGCAUUGAGGGGAGAGUGACAAAAAAUGGCACCCCCCUCAGGCAGACAUGCUGGUAUCUUUUCAUAAACUGUGUUAUUCACUGCUCAUCCUGCUGAGUGUGGUACUCUGCAGUAAAGGUGAUGGGACUGGCUGUGAAGACUGGACUUUAUCCGGUAAAGAUGUGUGCUGCAAAAAAUGCAAACCAGGGAACCGCAUGGUGAAACCUUGUGGAAUAGACCCAGCAUUGCUCUGUACCCCCUGUAAACCCAACCAUUACACACUCAAUCCUAAAAGUUUCUCUUGCUUGAAAUGUACCCAAUGUGUAGGUGUACAGUUUACUCUUAAAGAGUGCAAUACCAUGAGCGACACAGUAUGCGGAUGCAAGGAUGGUUAUCUGUGUGGAAACGCGAAAUGUUCAUACUGUGUUACGAAAUGCGGAGUGGGAGAGGAACCGCAAAUCCGAUCCUGUAGAAAAUGUCCUGAAGGGACGUUCAAUGACAAAAUCCACAGUAUGUGCAAAAAAUGGAAAGAAAGUUGUCCUGAUGGCCAAAUUCUGAAGACCAUAGGGAACGCAUCAAGGGACCACGAGUGCAUAUCGGACAAUGAAAUUCCAUUGCCUGGUGACAAGAAAAAUGAAUUCAUAGAGCCUGACGACAACUCCUUGCAUGUUAUUAAUAGGGAAGAUAAGGAUGAGAUCAAAUGGAUUCCAGUCGCUAUUGCUGGAGGUGUGGCAAUGUUGGCUGUUCUCUGCAUCAUAGCGUCAGUGAUUUCAUGCGUUAAAGCACGAAAAAUAUCAGAGAAGCAAAAACCUGAUACAACAUCUGACCAAGAGAUGUCUGAAGAUUCCAUAAUAAUGCCUGCGGAGCAGGAGGCCUGUAGUUAUCACCAUCCGGAGCAGGAACAGGGCGGCAGCUCCGAGUCCAUCAACACGCAGGAUUCGGAGUCGAAACUCAUAGUGUGAGUUCAUGGGACAGAUACAUUUUUGACUGUACAUGUCAGAUCAUUAAUGGGACCAAAGAUUACAUGUAGAAUGUCAGAGGGACCUUUUCUUGCACACGGAGGAGUAUGUGUUAAUGUAGGCGUGCGGCAGACAACGUUGACGUGCCUCAGAGUAGGCGCAUGUGUCGCUGCUUGCGUCAUAAUGUAAUGUCAAAAGCCUUUUGAAAAAAAUACCCUGGUGGGCUUCCCCAUAUUUCUGUAAAAACAGCAUCAUUUACUGUCUUGAAAUGUUACUUUUGUUUAGUUAAGAAUUGUCGGAGAGAUGGUUUACCAAAUCAGAUAAUGAUCACAUCAUAGAGGAAGUGUACUCAUAGUAGCACGUUCCUCCGCUGACGUCUUAACUAGAGUGCAUACUACUGUUUUUUUACUUUCUGUAUGAGUUUUUAGGAAUAUGUUAAUACUGUAUACCUCAAAUGCACUGUGUCACUUUAGUUGUAAGUCUGUGUAAAUGAAAGCAAUAUAAUGAUGUUUCUGUCUUACACUAUAAUAGCUUAACUAUGCGUAAGUUUGCAGUACAAAUAAAUCUGCCUGUUGAGGGAAUUCCUAAGAGUAAAUUCCUGACAGGGAAAUUUGAGAACUUAAGUAGUUAUUUAGAGAUAAACGGCUCUAAAAAUAUAUAGUGAGGGAGUUCCCCUGUUUAAUAUUGUGUCAGGUCACCUGUAACAUACCUGGCAUGGAGUACAACACGUGAAUAGGAAUGAAUCAUCUUGACUUCUAGUUUCAUUUCCUCCCACAAGCAGAUGGGUUCGUGCUUCAACGUGUUAAAAUGCACGGGUUAACGGUCGGGUCCAAAAAGAUUUAUUAUCAUGGAGUCAGAACUACAAUAAGAACAUCAAGGUAGAGCCGGGGGCGAGCAAUGUCUUUAGUGCUCUAAAGGUCACCUGUUUAUGUGUCACCACCAUGAGUAAGCAGUGUUGACAUAGAUGUGUCAUCAUUUUAUUAUGUACAGUUUGUUGGUUAUAGAAAUUUAUUUUUGUACUUAUAUUGUAACUAACUUUUUAAUCUUGGGUUUAUUCUGUAAUGUCAUAAUUUGUCGUUUACACAACAAAUAAAUAUACCUCUUUCAAACAGAAACAAGACUAAAUCCCUUUU